Messenger RNA from Cornus florida, 816 nucleotides. RefSeq lists its product as uncharacterized. The record is from RefSeq and is a predicted model, not a curated record. Bases 1 to 816 code for a protein of 271 amino acids. Lineage: Eukaryota; Viridiplantae; Streptophyta; Magnoliopsida; Cornales; Cornaceae. The transcript has 2 exons.
AUGAUGAAUGGAUUUAAACAUGGGUGUAGAUCAUUUCUAGGGGUUGAUGGUUGCUUUCUAAAAGGAUCAUUUGGUGGGCAUUUGCUAUCAGCUGUGGCCUGUGAUGGAAAUGACCAAAUGUUUCCUGUUGCAUUUGCAGUUGUGGAGGCUGAAACAAAAGAAUCAUGGCAUUGGUUCAUGGAGGUGUUGAUGGAUGUUAUUGGCUCUCCUUAUGACAUUACUUUCAUGUCAGAUAGGCAGAAAGGUUUGCUAGACACCUUUGAUAAUAUCUUGUAUGGGGCUGAUCAUAGAUUUUGUGUAAGACAUCUCUAUGAAAAUUUUAAGUUGAAAUAUAAGGGCCAAAAUCUAAAAAAUGCCAUAUGGGAAGCAGCUCAAUCAUUCACGGAUGCUGAAUUUGAUAAGCAUAUGAAGAAGAUCAAUGACAUGAAUGUUGAAGCUGUUGAAUGGCUGAAAAAGGUGCCACCUAAGGUUUGGUCAAGGUCCAAAUUUAGUAAUAGGUCAAAAUGUGCUUUGGUUUUUAACAAUAUGUGUGAGUCUUGGAAUGCAGUCAUCCUUCCUGCAAGAGACAAGCCUAUUCUGUACAUGUUGGAGUGGAUUAGAAGACAUUUGAUGUUGAGGUUCGAAAAUAAGAGGCAGUGGAUUAAUUCAAGCAAUGGGUUGAUAUGUCCAGCAAUUGAGAAGGAAUUGAACAAGAGGAAAGUAGAAGCAAGAAUGUGUACAGUCAAGUAUGAUGGGUAUGAGAAAUAUGAUGUGCAGUGUAGAGGAAUUGGUGAUACAGUGAACAUUGCUGAGAAAACAUGCAGUUGUAGGCAAUGA